AUGACAGCGCUAGACGAGUGGAGGAGUGGGGAUCCGAAUAUAUGUUUCGCGCAAUACUUAGCAUCAAGCCGAGGUGAUGUCAGGGUCCUCAACUGCGACAACGAAGUCAUCCUCAAGGCUGGAAGCAGAGUUCGUCCCUCUAAGGAAAUCGUCAUGCGCCUUGUGAAAGAUCACACUCAUAUCCCAGUUCCGGAGAUCGUCCUUGCCGCCUACUCUGAACGAUACAACAAAGAAGCGCGUAUGUUUGUGGAAGAAUUGGCAGAAAUUGGUGGAUAUGAGAAGCCCCGAAGAAAUAUGACCUGA
Molecule: messenger RNA, 303 nt
Organism: Histoplasma capsulatum G186AR
Lineage: Eukaryota; Fungi; Ascomycota; Eurotiomycetes; Onygenales; Ajellomycetaceae
Exons: 2
Coding region: 1-303 (100 amino acids)
Source: RefSeq, a predicted model, not a curated record